CCUUUGUUAUUUUAGGUAAUUUUGUAAAUUUUGCUCAGUAUGGAGUUCAAGAAUUUCUUUUGCUUGACUUUGCCCUAAAAGAUAAGUUACUCAGUUUUAAAGUUUGUAGAUAAUAUAUAUGAACUAAGUACUUUUUGUCCCUUUGUAGUUUCAGUCUUAUUUUUUCUAUUUUAUAUUUUUACAAGUAGAAUGUAAAUUUUCAUUAUUUUAAAUGAUACUGAUUUUUAAUAAUGUUCUUUUUUCCCAGAUUCCAUGCUUGUGUGGUAGUGCCCCAUGUUUGCUGUGUCGAUGCUGUCCUAGUGGAAACAACUCCACUGUGACUAGAUUAAUCUAUGCACUUUUCUUGCUUGUUGGAGUGUGUGUAGCUUGUGUAAUGUUGAUACCGGGCAUGGAAGAACAACUGAAUAAGAUUCCUGGGUUUUGUGAGAAUGAGAAAGGUGUUGUUCCUUGCAAUAUUCUGGUUGGCUACAAAGCUGUAUAUCGUUUGUGCUUUGGCUUGGCUAUGUUUUAUCUUCUUCUGUCUUUGCUAAUGAUCAAAGUGAAGAGCAGCAGUGACCCGAGAGCUGCAGUACACAAUGGAUUCUGGUUCUUUAAAUUUGCUGCAGCAAUUGCAAUUAUUAUUGGGGCAUUCUUCAUUCCAGAAGGAACUUUUACAACUGUGUGGUUUUAUGUAGGCAUGGCAGGUGCCUUUUGUUUCAUCCUCAUUCAACUAGUCUUACUUAUUGAUUUUGCCCAUUCUUGGAAUGAAUCAUGGGUUGAAAAAAUGGAAGAAGGGAAUUCAAGAUGUUGGUAUGCAGCCUUAUUGUCAGCCACAGCUCUGAAUUAUCUGCUGUCUUUAGUUGCCAUCAUCUUGUUCUUUGUCUACUAUACUCAUCCAGCCAGUUGUUCAGAAAAUAAGGCGUUCAUCAGUGUUAACAUGCUCCUCUGCAUUGGUGCUUCUGUAAUGUCUAUACUGCCAAAAAUCCAAGAGUCACAACCAAGAUCUGGUUUGUUACAGUCUUCAGUAAUUACAGUCUACACGAUGUAUUUGACAUGGUCUGCUAUGACAAAUGAACCAGAAACAAAUUGCAACCCAAGUCUACUAAGCAUAAUUGGCUUCAAUACCACAAGCACAAUCCCAAAAGAAGGUCAGUCUGUCCAGUGGUGGCAUGCUCAAGGAAUUAUAGGACUAAUCCUCUUUUUAUUGUGUGUGUUUUAUUCAAGCAUCCGUACCUCAAACAAUAGUCAGGUUAAUAAACUGACUCUAACAAGUGAUGAAUCAACAUUAAUAGAAGAUGGUGGAGCUAGAAGUGAUGGCUCAUUGGAGGAUGGCGAUGAUGUUCACCGAGCUGUAGAUAAUGAAAGGGAUGGUGUCACUUACAGUUACUCCUUCUUUCACUUCAUGCUUUUCCUGGCUUCACUUUAUAUCAUGAUGACCCUUACCAACUGGUACAGGUAUGAGCCCUCUCGUGAAAUGAAAAGUCAGUGGACAGCUGUCUGGGUGAAAAUCUCUUCCAGUUGGAUUGGCAUCGUGCUAUAUGUUUGGACACUAGUGGCACCACUUGUUCUUACAAAUCGUGAUUUUGACUAAUGGACUUCUGGCAUGAAAGUCCCACUUUGGUUAUUGUCUAUUUGAAAUUAACAGUAUUCCCAACUUUUGUAAUGUUGUGUGUGCUCUCUGUGUAACUUCUGCCAUGUGUUCUGGCAUGAAUUAGAUCUUACUGCUUGUCAUUUUAUUCAUUUUCUUGCUAAGUGCACUGAUCAUGUGAAUUCGAAUGAGUGGCAAAGGGACAGUUGUAUGAGGAUGGUGACAAGUUAGGAAAAGUGGAGAUUGCUAGGCCUAAUCCCUUUUAGAUGUGAAGUAAAAGUAAAAGCAAAGUUGCUUUAGUUUGAUUUGAACACUUAGUCCAUAAGCUGUUUUUAGAAAGCAUAAGAAAAACAAAUGUAUGGUUGCCUUUUGAAAUAUUUGGUAUGUUGCCUUAUGGGAGACUGCAAAGAACAUGGCUAUUCUAAAACUGCAUAAAUACUUUACUUGAAUGCCGGUUGUUUCAAAAAUGCAAGUAACUAAAAUUUU
Castor canadensis (American beaver) is the source of this 2053-nucleotide messenger RNA. NCBI's taxonomy places the organism in Eukaryota, Metazoa, Chordata, Mammalia, Rodentia, Castoridae. The record is from RefSeq and is a predicted model, not a curated record.